This is a messenger RNA of Patiria miniata (bat star), 986 nucleotides long. RefSeq lists its product as uncharacterized. Gene Ontology annotation, biological process: protein ubiquitination. Lineage: Eukaryota; Metazoa; Echinodermata; Asteroidea; Valvatida; Asterinidae. The record is from RefSeq and is a predicted model, not a curated record. Gene Ontology annotation, molecular function: ubiquitin-protein transferase activity; zinc ion binding. The transcript has 3 exons. The coding region runs from base 37 to 729 and encodes 230 amino acids.
GUUUUGGCAGCCAAGGAAGACGCAGUUUCCAGAAAGAUGUCCGCCCCUCGGUUCUGUCGCAUCUGCUUUGAGGGCGAACAACACAUACCCCCAGCCUCAUCAUCUUGCCUUUCCUGCUUACCCUCGGGGCCAGCAGGUGCUGCCAAUCCCCUCAUCAGACCCUGCUUAUGCUCGGGCACUGCAGCCUGUGUUCACCUGAUGUGCCUGCAGAGAUGGCAGGCCCAUUCCAAGUCGGCAGUCUGCGAGCUCUGCCAGGCACCGUUUGAGAUUCCAAAAGGAUUGAGGAUUACAGAGGUCACGGACGCCAUGGACCAACAGGCUUUGACCGGCUCACCCCAAGGUGGGGCAGGAAUUGGGUGCUUGCAGAAGCUGGCCGUGUCGUCUGUGUAUACGAUCCUUGUACUCAUACCCCUGACAGCCAUGGUGUUGAUUAUAAGCCUGCCGCUGGGCCAGCGCUGGAAAGGGGAGACGUGGCUUGACACCAGCUUGGGCAUGCUGGUGCGAGUCAUUUUAUCGCUCCUGGUUCUAGGGGUGUACGUCCUGACUAUCUACUGCUGUAUCUUCAAGCGUGGCUGCCUCCUGAACUGGAUGAAUACCAGCCGACAGCGACAGCGCUGGCCAUACCCGAGAGCCGGUGCACCACACAACACUGAAUGGAAUCACCCCCUCAUGUAUAGGGGAGUCGGGAACCGGGACUAUCACUACAUGGACAUUGCUUUCAUGCUGUAGUCAUGCAACAUGUUCUGUCAGAACCAGAUGAUAUUCUGGUUGGACCUUGAAACAGAGAUAUGACACGUCUUCAAUUUUCAGGAGUUUUUCCUUCAACUUUUUGAAAAAGUUUCAGACUAAUUUGGCCUUUAAAAGGUGUAUCCGUACGUACUGCAACAGGCAGUUUGAGUUGUCCCUUUUGUGACAUCUUGCAAUUUAAAGGGAAGAUACAACAUUUGCAAACAUCAAAAAACGAAAUGAUCAACUUAUCACGAAAU